Plutella xylostella (diamondback moth) is the source of this 1712-nucleotide messenger RNA. RefSeq names its product xaa-Pro aminopeptidase 3. Gene Ontology annotation, molecular function: metalloaminopeptidase activity; manganese ion binding. The record is from RefSeq and is a predicted model, not a curated record. Gene Ontology annotation, biological process: proteolysis. Gene Ontology annotation, cellular component: mitochondrion. NCBI's taxonomy places the organism in Eukaryota, Metazoa, Arthropoda, Insecta, Lepidoptera, Plutellidae.
ACUAUAAAAACAAAUAAAGUCAAAAACAGCUGUCGAAUUUUGUUAUUGUGAAUGGUGUGUGUUGUGGAUUUGUCCAAUUAUAUAAACUUAAAACUUGGACUUUCACUCGAUUUCUACCUACGGACUUACUCAGACUUCCAAACCCAACCAAAAUGCAGACUUUACGGCAACUUGUCCUGGCUUCAGGUUUUAAAAUGAGGAGAAAGGUUUUCACGCAAACCUUUUGCCAGGAGAAGUACAAACGUUACUCAACUACGCCUCCUGGGGUGAAAGCCGAGCAGCAGUUUAGCAUACCUAAAGGUAUCCUAGGGCAGCCCACCUGUCACACGCACCCCCACAUGAUAGGGCCGGGGCAGCUGACGUGCGGGAUCACUCAGGCGGAGUACCGGGAGAGACGGGAGACGCUGGUGGCCAAGCUGCUAGCCGAGUCACAGGACGCUCAUAAGAACCAUAUUAUAGUGAUCCCAGCGGCGUGCAAGCAGUACAUGUCGGACAAGAUCCCGUACACGUUCCGGCAGAACUCCGACUUCUACUACCUGACAGGGUGCCUGGAGCCAUCCGCUGUACUUGUGAUACUGAAAACCCCGCAGACUGAAGAUUUCAAGAACAUCCUGUUCGUGCACGACAAGGACGCGCAGGCGGAGCUGUGGGAGGGCCCGCGCUCGGGCUGCGCCGCCGCCGCGCGCCUCUUCGCCGUCGACGAGGCGAGGCCGGUCGAGAGCUUCCAGAACUUUCUUAAUAAGACCACAGCCUCGUCCCGAUCAACCCUCUGGUACCACAGCGAGUCGCCAGCCAACCCGGAACUCCACCCCACCAUACGAGCCUCACUCCGGGACUCCACCACCCUGGCUGACCCGCGCCGCGCGUUGCACUUCAUGAGGGUUGUGAAGUCCCCGGCUGAGAUCGAGCUGAUGAGGGAGACGUGCUAUGUGGGCGCGCAGGCGAUCAAUAUGGCUAUGGCUUGCACUAAGCCUGGCAUAUCAGAGAGCAUAGUCCAAGCCGUCCUAGACUAUAGCUGCCGGCAGGCGGGAGCGGAGCACCCGGCCUUCCCGCCCGUGGUGGCCGGGGCGGCGCGCGCCACGCACAUACACUAUGUGGCGAACAACCAGCUGUUGGGGGAUGGGGAUUUGUUGUUGGUUGAUUCUGGCAGUCAGCGCUGGCUGUACAACUCGGACAUCUCGCGCACGUGGCCGGUGUCGGGGCAGUACUCCAAGCAUCAGAGGAUCUUGUACGAGCUCGUUUUAGCUGUGCAGAAACGCCUAAUCGAGUUAUUAAGCGAGUACCGGCCGCCAUUGGACCAGCUGUUCGACUCCAUGUGCCGCCUGCUCGGGCAGCACCUGCAGCAGGAGGGGAUCCUGCCGCGGAAUAUUGAUGGGAACGAGCUUAUUGGGAAAGCGUACCGUCUGUGCCCGCACCACGUGUCGCACUACCUCGGGCUGGACGUGCACGACACGCCGCUCGUGCGCCGCAGCCAGCCCGUCACCGCCGGCAUGGUCGUCACUGUGGAACCAGGCAUCUACAUCCGUCCGGACGACGACUCAGUGCCCGUCGAGUUCCGCGGCUGUGGCGUCCGCGUGGAGGACGACGUGUUGUUGACAGACGCCGGCGCGGACGUGCUGACCGCGCUGUGUGUGAAGGAAGUUGCGGAUGUGGAGGCUAUUGUGGGGAAGCAUAGUUUGUAGGGGGGUUUAGAGUGUGUAGGUUGUAGGUGA